UUUAGCUUACUUGAAGUUAAAAAAACACGUUUUGUUAUUAUCUUCUUUUUUUACAUAUAUAAGCAUUUAAAUUGAAGUCUUGCACGCAGCUUUUUGCUUUUUGCUGAAUGGUUAUUUUUGAAAAUGGCAAUCUACUCACGCAUACUGUUUCAUUUAACAAUUGUUCUGAUGUAUUUAUCAGAAACUCGUUGCAGUGAUCUCUCCCAAAAAAUUGAAAUGAAAAGAAUUCAAGACAGACUCGAACUCAAAGAAGCUAUGGAAUCUGCUGCUGAAUUCGGCGAAAAAAUGCCUGUUUUUGCAAACAAGCGCGAUGAAAUACUAUGGAAAUUAAAUUUAGCUAAAAAAACGUUAAAAAAAGCUCACGAACUCGAAAAAGUUGCUAGGAACUCAGCUGAACAUUUUGGUUACUUUGAAAACGACAAACAAAAACACUCUGAAGUAAAUGAGUUGCUCGGGAAAGCUGACGAAACAUUAAUGAGUGCAGGGGAAAAAAUGGGUUUUGAUUUCGAAAAGUAUUAAUUCUUUAAAAAAUAAUUUUCUAUGUAGUGUUGAAGAGUUGUACAACAGAUUUAACAACCAUUACUACCGUUACUAAUUGCAUUGCGCAACUUUUAAGUAUUUCGAACAAACUAACUUUUUUUUACAACAUUUUAUUUAACAUGCUUUCUUGUCGGUUUGUUUAUUUUUUUGGUGUCCGCGUAAUACAAACACAAGGUCGGUGGUAAUAAUAAAAGAAAUCGUUAAAAAAAGUUGAAAAACAACAAUUAUUGUUAAAAAACAAACAACGCAAGAUAGUCUUUAGUUAAGCGUAACUAAAUGUAAGUACAAGAAAUCGUAAAGGAAAAUAAAACAAUAAAACUUUUAAAGGAAAAUAAAACUUUUAGCGUUUUAGUUUAGCGUAAAUAAAUAGAAAUGCUGUUGACUAAUAAAACAUAUAUAUAUAUAUAUAUAUAUAUAUAUAUAAAAAAAUUUAAAAGCAACAUUUUAAAAAUAGACUAAAAAAAGUAAAAAAUAAACUAAUUCACGGGACCCAAGGACUUUGUGUACGUACACAACCUGAAAUAUCCAUUAUAGUAAAUGAAUGAAAAUGUUAGGCGCCAAUAGGAA
Messenger RNA from Hydra vulgaris (swiftwater hydra), 1107 nucleotides. The record is from RefSeq and is a predicted model, not a curated record. NCBI's taxonomy places the organism in Eukaryota, Metazoa, Cnidaria, Hydrozoa, Anthoathecata, Hydridae.